Messenger RNA from Bombus pascuorum, 981 nucleotides. Its product is annotated as sensory neuron membrane protein 2-like. The record is from RefSeq and is a predicted model, not a curated record. Gene Ontology annotation, molecular function: scavenger receptor activity. Gene Ontology annotation, cellular component: membrane; cytoplasm. NCBI's taxonomy places the organism in Eukaryota, Metazoa, Arthropoda, Insecta, Hymenoptera, Apidae. Bases 28 to 945 code for a protein of 305 amino acids. The transcript is spliced from 4 exons.
AAAGAAAUUAUAGACGUGGACGAUGCGAUGGAUGAAAUUAUAUAUAAAACAAGAUCUACGUACAGUUUUAACAAAGACUUGAGUGUGAAAUUAUCUAAACAUGACAAACUCACUAUAUUAAAUCCUGCAUACAUUGGUACCAUAUCGAUGCUCUCUGGCUUACCUCCUGAAUUUAUGAAAAAAUAUGGUAAUAACAUACCGAAACUAUUUCCAAACCGUAGUACCAUUUUUCUAAAAGCUAAUCCUAACGAUCUGCUUUUCAAUGGAAUUAAAGUUUCGUGCAAUUUAAAAAAAUUCCCUGAAUUGGAUCUGAUAUGCAAAACAUUAAGCAGUAGUCCACCAGUUGUGUUGAGAGAAACCGACAAGCAAGAUGUUUAUCUACUCAGUAUCUUUCAGAGGAUGAACGCUACUUUUCGUGGGCCAUUUUCUGUUAACAGAGGUGUUAAUGAUAUAACGAGGUUAGGAGAUAUUACAUCUUAUAUGGGAAAAAGAAUACAAACAAUGUGGAACUCUGAAGAUUGUAAUACAGUAAGAGGAACUGACUCAAUCAUUUGGGCACCAUUAGUAAAACCAUUGCCUUAUGUUUCAACGUUUACACCAGAUUUAUGCAGAUAUCUUCCCUUAAUUCAAGAUUUAAUAUUAUUACAGAAACUGCCGGUAAUCUUAUCAGAGCCACACUUUUUACACGGUGACCCACAGCUGUUAAAGUACGCACGUGGUUUAAACCCUGAUGAAAACCUGCAUGAAACUUACAUCAUUAUCGAACCAUAUACUGGAACGCCUCUUUCUGGACAGAAAAGGACACAAAUAAAUUUAUAUUUGGAAAAACAGUCGGUCGAAUUGCUUUCAAAUGUCAGCGAGGGAUAUUUUCCGCUUAUGUGGUGCGAAAAUGUAAGAUCCUUCAAGACAGUUCCUAUCAUUUCAUCUUGUUUACUAAACAUAUGAUUUCACUUACGAAAUGCAAUUGAUUAAAAUUAUACG